AGCGACAUGGAACCCAGAAACCAAAUAGGAGUUUCAGAAUUCUUUCUCCGGGGACUGACAGAGGAUCCAGAACUGCAGCGCCUCCUCUUCAGCCUGUUCCUGUCCAUAUAUCUGGUCACCAUCCUGGGAAACCUGCUCAUCAUCCUGGCCGUCAUCUCUGACACCCAUGUCCACCCCCCCAUGUACUUCUUCCUCUCCAACUUGUCUUUGGCUGACAUCUGCUUAAGCACAACCACAAUCCCAAAGAUGCUGGUGAACAUCCAGACACAGAAUCAGAGCAUCACUUAUACAGGCUGCCUCACCCAGGUCUGCUUUGUCCUGGUUUUUGCAGUUUUGGAAAAUUUUCUCCUUGCAGCCAUGGCCUAUGACCGCUAUGUGGCCAUUUGUCACCCCUUUAGGUACAUGAACAUCAUGAAUCCCCGCCUCUGUGGUCUGCUGAUCCUGGUGUCUCUGUUCCUUAGCGUUGUGAACGCCCUGCUCCACACUUUGAUGGCACUGCGGCUGGCUUUCUGCACACACCUGGAAAUCCCCCACUUUUUCUGUGAACUCGCUCAGGUGUUCAAGCUGGCGUGUUCUGAUACCCUCAUCAAU
Molecule: messenger RNA, 591 nt
Organism: Galeopterus variegatus (Sunda flying lemur)
Lineage: Eukaryota; Metazoa; Chordata; Mammalia; Dermoptera; Cynocephalidae
Product: olfactory receptor 7G2-like
Exons: 1
Biological process (GO): G protein-coupled receptor signaling pathway
Cellular component (GO): membrane
Molecular function (GO): G protein-coupled receptor activity; olfactory receptor activity
Source: RefSeq, a predicted model, not a curated record